CAUUCUCUCUCUCUCCUCCCCCCGGUAGAUCCACAUUCUGCCUGUUAUAGGUUAACAUUUUCGACAUUAAAGUAAAAAAAGCUUUACCUUAGUCUUUUAACUCCACCACCACCACUACGCUUUCGCUCGGUCUCUUUCGCUCGGUCUCUUUCACCUCUCCCUCUCUCUCUUUCCCCCUUCUCUUUCGUCUAUUUCAGCCAAGUCAAACAGGGCAGGUUUUAACAUGACUUUUAGUCUUGUAGCUUAAUACUUCACCAUAGGACUCUAUUGGGACACACAGACUGCAGGGAAUUCAGGUCUAAUACAUGUGAGCAAUAGCAACACACAACAGUAAAACAAUAACAACAGAAACAUUUGUAGCCAGGACCUUCAACAUGGACUGGACCCAUCCGUUCAUCUGGCUGCUUUGUGUCUCUGUGUGUGAGUGUUGGCGGUUGGCCCGGUCCCUGCCAGCCCUACAUGGGGCGGUCCAGUCCCCCCAGUUCCCCCAGCCGUACCCUGCUGCCCUGUCACAACAGUGGGACCUCAGUGUACCUGAGGGCUACCAGCUCCAGCUCAGCUUCACUCAACUGGACAUCGAGCCUUCCGCCAACUGUUACUACGACUCACUCACGGUUAUAUAUGACAAGAAGGUCCUUGCAAAGUUCUGUGGUCAGGAGAAUUCUGCUGAUGGACAUCACCCAGGCAACCAGCCACUCUUGUCUCCAGGCAAUAGGCUCACCCUGGUCUUUCAGACAGACGACACGAACCCUGAGCCACACCAGCACCUUGGCUUCUCCGCCCACUAUCAGGCCAAAGACAUAGAUGAGUGUUCAGCUCCAGACCCUGAGGAUGGUUCUGGUCCACUCUGCUCCCAGUUCUGCCACAACACCCUGGGCUCCUACAUGUGCUCCUGUCGCCAUGGCUACGAGCUCCGCCCUGACCAGCGCACUUGUGUCUUGUCCUGUGGUGGGGGUAUAUAUGAUGAACCAGAGGGGACUCUGUCCAGCCCGGGGUACCCUGACCCGUCACCCCACGGCCUGGCCUGUCAGUACAUCAUCUCUGUGGAGCCUGGGUUCAUCGUCACCCUCAACUUCACUGACAGCUUCCACAUAGAGCACAUAGGCACCCAGAAUGUACCCAGCUGCCUCUACCACUGGCUACAGGUGUCCAUCCCAGACAAGGAACCCCAGAAGCUGUGUGGAGGGAAGAGUCCUGGACGAAUGCCCACUAACUCUCACACUGUCCAGCUAGACUACCACACUGACUGGGCUGGUCUGAGCCAGGGCUGGAGCCUCCACUACACUACUCAGAGGGUGCAGUGUGCUUCACCCAGUUAUGUCACCAAUGGAAGAGUCACCCCAAACUUUCCCCAGUACUAUUACAGAGACUACAUCCAAGUCCGCUGUGACUCUGGCUACAAACUAAUUAUGGAUGGCAGAGAGAUCAAGAGCUAUGCCUCCAUGUGUCAAAAUAAUGGAAAGUGGCACCUCUCCCUCCCUGAGUGCCACAUAAUUGACUGUGGGGAACCUGAAGCAUUGUUGAAUGGAGGGGUAAAGUUCAUAUCUGGCUCUCAGAACCAGUACCUCUCCGUCAUUCAGUACCACUGCAAUGAACCUUCCUACUCACUCCUUGGAGGAGCAACUGUGAGCUACACUUGUGCAGCAGAUAGAAAGUGGAGAGACAACCUUGAUACCCAUGUCAUUCCCUCAUGUAUCCCAGUCUGUGGCCAGCCCACGGUGCCCAUCUCAGGCUUUCAGAGGAUCAUGGGGGGAGACAAAGCCCCAGACAAAACCAUCCCCUGGCAGGUGAUGCUCAGUGUGGACGGAAGAAGAGGAGGGGCCAUUGUGAUCGGGGACCGCUGGAUCAUGACUGCAGCUCAUAACCUGGUGCAACAGGGCACACUUGUGCUAAAGGAGAAACUUCGGGUUUUUGUGGGAGACAAUGAUGCAGAAAAACUAGCAAAGCUCACCCCUCUUGGUGUUGCCUCUCUCCACCCCCACCCUGAAUACAAGAACCCAGAUAAUGCAAACUACAAUCAUGACAUCGCCCUGAUAAAACUCCAACAAUCAAUCACAUUCCACGAUGCCAUUAUGCCAUUGUGUCUGCCACCAGAGGGCGCUAUAUACACCAGUGGACAGACUGGUAUGGUGUCAGGCUUUGGCAUCGAUGAAAAAGACAUCAUUGCCAACGAGCUCAGGUAUAUACGCCUACCAGUAGUGGCUGAGGAUAAGUGCCAAGACUCUGUCAACAAAGCAAAAGCAGCAACGCCAACAAUGAUCCCUGUUCUGACAGACAACAUGUUCUGUGCCGGAGUACCUGAGGGGGGCAAGGACUCCUGUAUGGGGGACAGUGGAGGGGCGUAUGUCUUGAAGGAUGUUAGUACUGAACGUUUUUGGGCUGCAGGUAUUGUCAGUUGGGGUGUGGGUUGUGGUCAGAGUGGUAGAUAUGGAGUGUACACCCGUGUGGCUAAAUACAUUGGCUGGAUCAACAAAACCAUGGAGAACAAUAAGUAAAAUAUAUAGGUGAAGAUAACGAGGGAAAGAGAACAGAAAUACCGAAGUAUUUUUAAUCCAAGUCAUGCUUUAUGAAUCCAAAUAAAGCCCAAACGUUUAAUCUC
Messenger RNA from Coregonus clupeaformis (lake whitefish), 2599 nucleotides. RefSeq names its product complement C1r-A subcomponent-like. The transcript has 13 exons. Gene Ontology annotation, molecular function: calcium ion binding; serine-type endopeptidase activity. Gene Ontology annotation, cellular component: extracellular region. Lineage: Eukaryota; Metazoa; Chordata; Actinopteri; Salmoniformes; Salmonidae. The coding region runs from base 375 to 2495 and encodes 706 amino acids. Gene Ontology annotation, biological process: proteolysis; complement activation. The record is from RefSeq and is a predicted model, not a curated record.